UUGAAACCUCUCAUUUGGAUAUAUGCAGAUGUAGUAUCUAUUCGUACAUGCAUGGACAACAACGCAACACACACCACACAUGAACAAAACAAACCUACACCUACACGUAGACCAGAACCGCGUCCUUCUUGAGAUCACCGGAUAAAUCCGUAGGCGACGGGCACGUCGCAAUACCUUUGUGUUCCACGCGUGAGAGGCAUCGGCAGACAAAAAGAACAGCCAAAGAGGCCGCUGAAACUCCGAUGCAAGACUCACAGAUCCGACGCCGGCACUGGAGCACGCACCGACGAAGGAGGGAGAAGUCUGGAGUACCGAAUUUCACGAAGAUGGAGCCGUCUCCCCCGACCAAGCGCCAUCGGGAACAGAAGAAACCCCGCAGGCUCGUCGCCGGCACAGUCACCAACACCGACGAAGACGAGGAAGAGCCGGGGGAAAUUAUUGCAAAGCGAAGCCGUCACCCCCGCCUAAGCAACAGCCACCAGAACAAUGACGAGACACGGACCCGCAGCCGCGGAGAAGCGCCGCCGCAGCAGCCACCACGGGCAGCACCCGCACUGGCAAGCGCGCCACCCGGCCCCGCGAGCCGCCGCACCGCGCCAAGCCGCCGGACCGCCGCACCCGGCCCUGGAGGCCAGCGGCAGCACCGCUCCGCCACCACCGCCAUCGCCAGCAGCACCAAAAGCUCCGCCUGGAUCGACCCGGAGGACCAAAAUCCACUCCACCCCGACGCCGGCAGCGACAGCAAGCAGAGGGAACGACAGCCGCAGAAGAAGGAUGGCCACCUCUUCCAUCCGUCGCCGAACGGAGUCGAUGUCAGCUUCUCCCCGGCACAACCAAGCUUCGCCGCCGGUGCCCGACGGAAAGCAAAAACUGGACCUCCAUCGUCUGUCACCAGAGAAGAUGCCGACACCAAUGCCGGCGCAGUCACCGGAGAAGCUGAGGAGACGAACCCGAGGUAG
This is a messenger RNA of Panicum virgatum (switchgrass), 959 nucleotides long. Its product is annotated as serine/arginine repetitive matrix protein 1-like. Bases 243 to 959 code for a protein of 238 amino acids. The record is from RefSeq and is a predicted model, not a curated record. Lineage: Eukaryota; Viridiplantae; Streptophyta; Magnoliopsida; Poales; Poaceae. The transcript is spliced from 2 exons.